UCGGACACAGCGGGCAUGAGCAAUGCGAGGGCUACAGGCCAGAGGCACUGGGUGGGCAAAGAGGUGUGUCCGUCUGGGUCUGUCCCUGGCGCUGAGCCAGGCCUGAGUCAUGUUGCUCACUCCCUCCUCCCAGCUCUUCUCUGCUCACCUCUGUGCUGCUGCUGAGGGAGGCCCGCCCUGGUGCCGGCUGCUGCUUGUGCCCUUGGGUGGGCAUGGGUAGAGGGGCCGGGGCUGCCGAUCCUGCCCCAUCCCCUGCGCAAGCUUCCCUCCCGCUGCACUGAAUGUCUGCUUAGGUUAAUUAUAACUCUGACCUAAGUGCCCUGUGACUCCAGGCCCCAGCGGCCCUGCCGGAGAACCAGCAACCAGGUCCAUGUCCCAGCCAUGCUCCCUGCAGACGUGCCCCUCUCCCACCAGAGCCCUCCGGUGCUGUCGCUGCUGCUGCUGCUGCUGCAGCUGCUGCCCCCCACAGCUUCCUUCUUCCCCAACAUCUGGAGCCUCCUGGCUGCCCCCGGCUCCGUCACCCACCAGGACCUGACUGAGGAGGCGGCCCUCAACGUCACCCUACAGCUCUUCCUGGAGCAGCCGCCCCCAGGUCGGCCCCCACUUCGGCUUAAGGACUUCCUGGGCCGCACCCUCCUCGCUGACGACCUCUUUGCUGCCUACUUUGGACCUGGAUUUCCUUCCCGGCGGUUCCGAGCAGCCUUAGGUGAGGUGUCUCGUGCCAAUGCAGCCCAGGACUUCCUGCCAACAUCCAGGAACGACCCUGACCUGCACUUCGAUGCAGAGAGGCUAGGCCAGGGACGCAUGCGCCUGGUGGGGGCUCUCCGGGAGGCCCUGGUGGCAGCCAGGGCCCUGGAGCACACCCUGGCCCGCCAGCGCCUCGGGGCUGCGCUUCACACUUUGCAGGAUUUCUAUAGUCACAGCAACUGGGUGGAACUGGGGCAGCAGCAACCACACCCUCACCUCCUCUGGCCGAGGCAGGAGCUCCGGAGCCUGGCACGAGUGGAUGAUCCUACCUGCUCUGAUUGUGAGGAGUUGAGCUGCCCUGGGAAUUUGUUGGGCUUUACACUCCUCACGUCUGGCUACUUUGGAACUCAUCCCUCCAAACCUCCAGAUCUCUUUCCCAAUCCAGGGAAAUGUAGCCAUGGGGGCCGUUUUGACCGGAGCAGUUCCCAGCCCCCACGGGGAGGCAUCAACAAGGAUAGCACAUCCCCAGGCUUCUCCCCCCACCACACACUACACCUCCAGGCGGCAAAACUGGCCCUUCAGGCCUCCAUCCAGGCCUUCAGUCUCCUGAGAAACCGCCUGGGAGACAGAGGUUUCUCCAGACUGCUGGACAUCAGCCCAGCCUCCAGCCUGAGCUUCGUCCUGGACACUACAGGCAGUAUGGGUGAGGAGAUCAAUGCUGCCAAAAUCCAGGCUCGCCACAUUGUGGAACAGCGGCGGGGCAGCCCCAUGGAGCCCGUCCACUACGUCCUGGUGCCUUUCCACGAUCCAGGGUUUGGUCCUGUCUUUACAACCAGUGACCCUGACAGCUUCUGGCAACAGCUCAAUGAGAUCCAUGCUUUGGGGGGUGGAGAUGAGCCUGAGAUGUGCCUGUCGGCCCUGGAGCUGGCUCUGCUGCACACCCCUCCGCUCUCAGACAUCUUUGUCUUCACUGACGCCUCCCCCAAGGAUGCCAUGCUCACCAGCCGGGUGGAAUCCCUAACUCAAGAGCGGCGCUGCAGAGUGACGUUCCUAGUGACUGAAGACCCAUCGAGGGUUCAGGGCCGAGCUCGGCGUGAGGUCUUGUCCCCUCUGCGUUUUGAACCAUAUGAAGCGGUGGCCCUGGCCUCAGGAGGAGAGGUCAUCUUCACCAAGGACGAGCACAUUCAAGAUGUGGCCGCCAUUGUUGGGGACAGCAUGGCUGACCUGGUUACCCUUCCCCUGGAGCCUCCUGUUGUGGUGUCUGGGAGGCCACUUGUGUUCAGUGUGGAUUCGCUGCUCCAGAAGGUCACAGUUCGGAUCCACAGGGAGGUCAGCAGCUUCUGGAUCAGGAACCCUGCAGGGGUCUCCCAGGGCCAGGAGGAAGGUGAGGGGCCUCUAGGACACACGCGUCGCUUUGGGCAGUUCUGGAUAGUUACCUUGAAUGACCCGCCACAGACAGGGACCUGGGAGAUCCAGGUCACAGCUGAGGGCACGCCCCGGGUGAGAGUGCAAGCUCAGACAUCUCUGGACUUCCUCUUCUACUUUGGGAUUCCCAUGGAGGAUGGCCCCCACCCUGGCCUCUACCCCCUGACUCAGCCAGUUGCAGGCCUCCAGACCCAGCUGCUGGUAGAGGUGACAGGGCUAGGCUCCAGAGGCAAGCCCGGAGACCCUCGACCACACUUCUCCCACAUCGUCCUUCGAGGGGUCCCUGAUGGUGCUGAGCAGGGCCGGGUGCCUCUGGAGCCCACAGGACCGCGGGAGCGUGGUCUCUUCACCGCCUCGCUCCCACCGGCGCUUCUGUCCACCACGGGACCCUUCACUGUGGAGCUGAUCGGCCAGGACGGAGAGGGGCGAGGCCUGCACCGAGCGGCCACCCAGCCAUGCACCGUGGUUCCCGUCCUUCUGGAGUUGGGCGGCUCCCCAGGGUUCCUGGCUCCAGGCAGCAAGGUCCCACUCAGCCUCCGCAUCACUAGCUUCUCAGGUCCUCAGGAUCUCGACCUUAGGACAUCUGUCAGCCCCAGCUUCCCUCUCACCUCCAAUCUCUCCAGGGUUCGCCUGGAACUGAAUGAGUCCGCCUGGGGAUUCCUAUGCUUGGAGGUUCCGGACUCAGCCAUGACAGACUCAGUGGUGACAGUGACUGUGACCGUGACAGGUCGAGAGGCUAGCCCAGGGCCUCCCACCCACGCUUUCCUCCGGCUCCUGGUGCUGGGCCCCGCCCUGCAGGACCCUCUGGCCACCCCUGCCCACUCAUCUGGCCCCAUCCUCACCUCGACCAGCCCAGCCUCCACUUUGGUGACUCAGGGAAGGGCCAGGGGAGGGCGGGUGGACAAGCCCUGGUGGGGCACAGUUGGAGGGGUGCUGCUCCUGCUAGGCCUGGCCUCCUGGUGACAUGGAGGGAUGGCUCUCCAGAGCUAUUUGCAAUCUUGCCCCGUUGGUGAGAAGGUAAUGUGAGCCUUGGGACCCCACCUCUCCCAGCUGGGAUGGAGGUUUUCCUUCUCUUGCACUUGUCCCUCUCUUUCUUAGUGAGAUCGGGAUAGAGGACAAUAGAUUUUCCCACAGUGCACUUUCUUUAACCCUGGUGGGAACUAAACCAAAUACCUCUUUUUGGAGAAAAUUGCUUCCUAUCUCUCCAUAGCAUCUCGUUAUUCCACUAUUUAUUCAUGCUUUCCCAAGCUCAGGUAGAAGGAAAGAUAUAUGGAGAGUAGACUAAAUUUGGGAGUGGGGUUUAUUUAUAGAAUUGUUCUUAUUUAAAAUUCUGAAGAAGCCCCUAUUUUAUUUUUGUAUUUAAAGUUCAAGGACGGUUUCAAUAAACAUGUGUUCUCUAGA
Lutra lutra (Eurasian river otter) is the source of this 3513-nucleotide messenger RNA. It is a transcript of the gene VWA7, whose product is annotated as von Willebrand factor A domain containing 7. The coding region runs from base 382 to 3075 and encodes 897 amino acids. The record is from RefSeq and is a predicted model, not a curated record. Lineage: Eukaryota; Metazoa; Chordata; Mammalia; Carnivora; Mustelidae. The transcript has 17 exons.